This is a messenger RNA of Punica granatum (pomegranate), 789 nucleotides long. NCBI's taxonomy places the organism in Eukaryota, Viridiplantae, Streptophyta, Magnoliopsida, Myrtales, Lythraceae. The record is from RefSeq and is a predicted model, not a curated record.
AUGGCCAUCCAAGCCGAACUCACUCAUCUCAGAGCAGAAAGAGAUCGUCUUCGUCGGGAAGUUGCAGAGAAGGACGAGCAGCUUGUUGAUCAGCGCCAACUACAAAGAGAGCUUGCCCAGACCCGUGCCGAGCUACAGAGGCGCGAUCAGGAAUUGGAACAGAGAUUGAAGAAGUUGGAAGAGAAUAUCCGAGCCCUACAAUCAGGCGGCUCCCGCCUCGAUGCCGGCGACGGCGAUUGGAGUCUUUUCCCAAGCAUGCAGCUACCCCCAAAGAUUAAGGUGCCUAAAUUCCAGAGGUACUACGGCACGACCGACCCUCGUCACCAUCUCCGUCACUAUAGGGGAAAAAUGUUGCAGUACUGGGACUACGAAGAGUUUGUCAUCCAUACGUUCCAGGAUAGUUUGGCAGGAGCGGCUCUGGAUUGGUACAUAUCACUGAAAGCUGCGGAUAUCCCCACGUGGGCAGACCUCUCAAGCAAAUUCAUCGACCAGUACAGGUACUGUGCGGAGACACCCCCGACUCUGCUGGAGCUCAGCACGAUGGAGAUGACCGAUGACCAGGGCUUCGAGGCUUAUGCAGUGAAGUGGCGGGCUAGAGCGGCGAAGCACGUCCCUCCGAUCAGUGAGGCACAGCAGAUCCAAUUAUUCCACUCCACUCUUAAAGGGGCCUACUACUUGCACUUGUUGGCCCACACGUUUUCAUUCUCCAACCUUAUCGACGCCGGAAAGAAGCUCGACAUCGGCAUUAAGCUCGGCAAGAUAGAAGGUCCGGCCGAGAAAAAGGAAUGA